Prosopis cineraria is the source of this 2749-nucleotide messenger RNA. Its product is annotated as subtilisin-like protease SBT1.8. Gene Ontology annotation, molecular function: serine-type endopeptidase activity. The transcript is spliced from 2 exons. Gene Ontology annotation, biological process: proteolysis. NCBI's taxonomy places the organism in Eukaryota, Viridiplantae, Streptophyta, Magnoliopsida, Fabales, Fabaceae. Bases 127 to 2427 code for a protein of 766 amino acids. The record is from RefSeq and is a predicted model, not a curated record.
AUUAUAAACACGACAAAAGGAUCUCUCAAAAAUCUCUUUUGAAAUCUCGCGACCUUUCUCUCAUUAUUUAAGCCGUUAGUUUAACCCCUGUAUCCUCCCAACCUUCCCCUCUCUCCAGGCCCAGCCAUGGCUUCCACGGCCCCCUCUUCCUCCCUGCUUCUUCUUCUCCUACUCUGUCUCUCGGCAACUAUGGCCAAGAAGACUUACAUUGUUCACAUGAAACGCCAUGACAGGCCUUCCGUCUACCCUACUGCCCAUGAUUGGUACUCUGCCAAUCUCCAAUCUCUUUCCUCUUCUUCUCAACCUGAUUCUCUGCUUUAUGCUUAUACUUCUGCUUACAAUGGCUUCGCUGCUUCCCUCGACCCCUCUGAAGCCGAGGCUCUCCGCAGAUCCGAUUCCGUUCUUGAUGUGUACGAAGACACUGUCUAUACACUUCACACCACUCGAACCCCGGAGUUCCUGGGUCUUGAAACCCAAUCUGGCCAGUGGGAAGGCCAUAACACUCUGGCACUUGAACAGGCUUCCCACGAUGUUAUCAUUGGCAUUCUCGACACUGGGGUGUGGCCCGAAUCCAAGAGCUUCGAUGACACAGGAAUGCCCGAGAUCCCCACACGGUGGCGCGGAGAGUGUGAAUCCGGUCCUGAUUUCAACAAAUCGUUCUGCAACAAGAAGCUCAUUGGGGCUCGCAGCUUCUCCAGGGGCUUUCACAUGGCUUCCGGUGGCAGUUACAUGAGGAAAGAAAAAGAAGAGGUGUCGCCCCGUGACCGGGACGGACAUGGCACUCACACCGCAAGUACAGCCGCUGGGUCCCCCGUCGCUAAUGCCAGCCUCCUCGGUUAUGCCAGCGGAACAGCCCGUGGGAUGGCCCCGCAAGCGCGUGUCGCUGCAUACAAGGUUUGCUGGAGUACCGGGUGCUUUGCGUCCGACAUACUCGCGGGCAUGGAUCGGGCCAUCCAGGAUGGAGUGGAUGUGCUCUCGCUCUCUCUCGGCGGUGGUUCCGCUCCUUAUUACCGCGACACCAUCGCAAUCGGAGCAUUCGCAGCGAUGGAGAGAGGCAUCUUCGUCUCGUGCUCCGCCGGGAAUAGCGGACCCGCCAAGGCGUCGGUGGCCAACGUGGCUCCGUGGAUCAUGACCGUCGGUGCUGGUACUCUGGACCGGGAUUUCCCGGCUUACGUUUCUCUGGGGAACAACAAACGCUUUAAUGGCGUUUCACUCUACAGUGGGAAAGGAAUGGGUGACCGACCCGUGAGUUUGGUUUACAACAAGGGGUCGAAUAGCUCGACCACUAUGUGCAUGCCCGGCUCUCUCGACCCAGCCGUGGUUCGUGGGAAAGUGGUGAUUUGCGACAGGGGGAUCAACGCACGCGUGGAGAAGGGAGCGGUGGUGCGCGACGCCGGAGGAGUUGGAAUGAUCCUGGCGAACACUGCGGCGAGCGGCGAGGAGCUAGUGGCGGACAGUCACCUUCUACCGGCUUUGGCGGUGGGGAGAAAAGUGGGUGAUGAGAUCAGGGAGCAUGUACGGUCGGAUCCAAACCCAACGGCUAUAUUGAGCUUCGGUGGGACCGUGUUGAACGUGACGCCGUCGCCUGUGGUGGCAGCGUUCAGUUCAAGGGGGCCCAAUCUAGUGACUCCCCAGAUUUUGAAGCCCGAUGUGAUUGGGCCAGGUGUUAACAUCUUAGCGGGCUGGUCCGAGGCCAUUGGGCCCUCUGGAUUGUCUCAGGACGCUCGUCAGACCAAGUUCAAUAUCAUGUCAGGAACGUCCAUGUCUUGUCCACACAUAAGUGGGUUGGCCGGAUUGCUGAAGGCCGCUCACCCUGACUGGAGCCCAAGCGCAAUCAAGUCGGCGCUAAUGACCACCGCAUAUACGCACGACAACACCAAUUCCCCUAUCAGAGACGCCGCCGGCGGGUCCUUCUCCACCCCAAUGGCUCACGGCGCCGGCCACGUCAACCCCCAGAAAGCCCUCUCUCCCGGACUAGUGUAUGACGCUUCCGCCUCCGACUACAUUGCAUUCUUGUGUUCGCUACGGUACGGCCCCGAACAGAUCCAACUCAUCGUGAAGCGCCCCAAGGUUAACUGCUCCAGGAAAUUUUCCGAUCCGGGUCAGCUCAAUUACCCAUCUUUCUCCAUCGUGUUUGGGAGUAAGAGGGUGGUUCGGUAUUCCCGCAUUUUGACCAAUGUCGGGGAAGCGGGAUCCGUCUAUAACGUGGCGGUGACCGGACCGUCAUCCUUGGUCGGAGUGACAGUGAAACCCACGAAGCUGGUGUUUAAGAAGGUCGGGGAUAAGCAGAGGUACACAGUGACUUUUGUAUCAAAGAAGGGUGCUGAUAGUUCAAUUAGGUCUGAGUUUGGAAGCAUUGUGUGGAGCAACGAGAAGUACCAAGUUGGGAGCCCUGUUGCUUUUGCUUGGACAGAGUUAGAUUCGUGAAGUCGUGUUUGUGGGUCUUAGAUUGCCACUACUUCGAGCCUAACAGUGCUUGCCCUUAGUAAGAAAAAAACAAAAAAAGAGAGCGAGCUUUCAGAAGAUAUAAGUAGGACAAGUGGCGGUGGUGUGGAUUUGAGAUUAUGAAAAGAGGUGAUUUGGAAAAGGAUGAAACAUAGUGUUUUUCUGUGUUGUGUAUCCCAGUUAAACGGAUUUAACAAAUAGAGGUGACUCUUACAAUUUAUAACUUGGCGAAAUACAGCUUCCUGCCAUGUAGCAAAUAUCCUUGUCAAGGAUUUAAUUAAAUCUCUCCCUGUUUCAGAUUCCA